UGACGGACGAAGUAGGCGGAUUUCUCGUUUCGAGCAUGUCGUGAAAGAUGCAUAAAACUGCAACAAUUAUGAGUGACAGGAAAUUAAAGUCAAAGCAAAUAGAAUUGAUACAUAUAAUCAUAGAAUUUUAUGGAUAAUUAUACAAAUAUGUGUCCUGCACUCUUGGAGAACGAGGAACGAUGCUUGGGUGGUAUGACUUUCUUUGCACAAAGUCAUCCAGUGGAAGUAUGUGGCAGCAAUGGGCUGCCACUCACACCAAAUUCCAUAACUAUUUACGGGAAAUCACAGUUUUUAAAGACCAUUUACCAUCCUCAUCUUUCUCCGUAUCUUGAUAUAAUUAGAAGCAAGCAUGAGAGAAUAGUGGUUGUUGCGGAAUACAGUGGAGAUCCAUUAAGCAACAAACAUGAUCUAAGUACAGAGGAGAUUAUAAAGGUAUCCUUUCAAUGUCUCUUGGCACUGCAACAUAUGAACAAACUAGAUCUGGUACACAGACAUCUGAGUCCGGAUAAUAUUCUGAUUAAGAAAAACGGCGAUGUCCAAUUAUACAAUUAUGGAUUAUACUAUAUGACAGAUGCAGGGAAGAAUGUGUCUUUUCCAAUUGGUUCUCCAAAGUAUACAGCACCAGAAGUAUUUCUAAAUCCUAGUCCAAGUGGUGUUAAGGUAGACUCAUGGUCUCUGGGAAUGAUUAUAGCUGAGCAAUUAUUAGGACAAUCCAUUUGGCCUGGUGUAAAGCUGUUCCAAUGCUUGAGGAAAGUUUUGAGCUUGAUAUUAUGUGAUACCAGCAUAUUUGAACGUCUUGCCAGAGAAAAUAAUUGUUACCACAUUUAUGAAAAGUUACCAAAGGAGUUGAAAGAAUUUGUAGAUUUGUGUCUACAAAUUCAUCCUACUAAGCGUAAGACUCCAGAAGAAUUAUUGAAAUUAUCGAUAUUUGCGGAGCAUUUGACGAAAAAUGCACAGGAGAGGGAAGAAAAUCUCUAUAAAAAUGUUAUUGUUAGAAAAAUGGAUGAAUUAUAUUAUUUAUGGCAAUUGGCUGGUGGGGACAUUACUGUGGAUUUAAAAAAGCAAGGUCUUGUUAGAUCAAGACCACCUAUUUUGACUAUUCCAAACUUAGUUAUAUUACUUGGCCAAAUGUUUGGUCAGCGGGACACCGCCAGCCUACUCGAUGUAAGGAUCGUGAAAGUUCCUUUGGAGACUCUUCGGCAACGUUUAGCUCACAUUCCAUACAUAGCAAACUAUCCUUGGUUGACAAACCAAAUGCGAGUUCAGGCGCAGGAAAAUUUAACGAACGCCGACGAAUCCCAAUUGCCGUUAAUUAUAAGAGAACGCGAUACGGAGUAUCAGUUUUACAGGCUCGUCCUGUUCGAUAGACUUUUGCAAGUAUAUCCUCUUACUCAUGAAGCGAUCAUCGAGGAGGCACACAAAGAUAUACCACCUCCGGUUAGAGGCGCCGUGUGGGCAGCUUUGCUCGGCAUCACCGGCGACAUACAGAAGCGUUACGAUAUGAUCGACAAGGAAACACCCACUCACACUGAUCGACAGAUAGAGGUAGAUAUUCCGAGAUGUCAUCAAUACAGCGAGCUACUGUCGUCCGGCGCCGGACACGAACGAUUACAAAGAUUACUGAAGGCGUGGGUCAGGAAUAAUUCCCAUUACGUUUAUUGGCAAGGACUGGAUUCACUGACGGCGCCUUUUCUUUACCUGAAUUUUAACAACGAAGCUCGAGCGUUUGCGUGUUUGUCUGCCUUUAUACCGAAGUAUCUUCACAAGUUCUUUUUGAAAGACAACUCGGCAGUGAUACAGGAAUAUCUAGGCAAAUUCUCUCAAAUCAUUGCAUUCCACGAUCCUCAAUUAGCGAAUCAUCUGAAGUCUAUAAACUUUGUGCCGGAACUUUUUGCCAUACCGUGGUUCCUAACGAUGUUUUCACAUGUAUUUCCGCUGCACAAGAUAUUGCACCUGUGGGACAAAUUAUUGCUAGGAGACUCGUCGUUUCCUCUUUUGGUUGGACUAGCAAUAUUGAAACAAUUGCGAGACUCCUUAUUAAUGUCGGGUUUCAACGAGUGCAUUCUACUCUUUUCCGAUCUGCCCGAGAUUGACAUAGAACUCUGCGUUAAGGACUCCAUGAUGAUGUACCAAAAUACACCCGCUAGUAUUACAUACAGAAAACAUCAGUACAAUACAACAAAGGAUGCAAACUGGAUUGAACCUGAAGCGGGAACUGAAAAUAUGCCAAGGAUAAGUGUAGACGAUUUUAUAAAUUUCUACAGCAACUCUUCGAAUAAAAUGAUAGUGGUCGAUGUACGUAGUAAUAUACAAUUUGAAAGAGGAUCUAUUCUAGGGAGUAUUAAUAUUCCAUUUACAAGUGUGCAAUUGUCUCAAACUCACAUCGACACACUCGGGCCUCACGCAAAGCCCUUGAUGGAUAAUAAAAACAGCAUUGUUGUAAUUAUUGGGCCACACGAUCAAAAUAAUGCGUUGUUUGCAGAUUUUUUAGUAAAGUGCAAUGUCGUGGGAGUCUGCUCUCUGCAAGGUGGAAUAAACGCAUUACGACUAAAGUCUCCGAACAUUAUAAUAUCUGCGCGCUAAUGGUGUAAAUAAUACUCAGAUUUAUUAAUUCGUAAAUUGAUAUUAUGACUUGUAAAACUUGUAUAACAAACUAAACAAUUUUGUUAUAAAAAGAUUCACUACA
This is a messenger RNA of Linepithema humile (Argentine ant), 2686 nucleotides long. RefSeq names its product TBC domain-containing protein kinase-like protein. Lineage: Eukaryota; Metazoa; Arthropoda; Insecta; Hymenoptera; Formicidae. Gene Ontology annotation, biological process: protein phosphorylation; activation of GTPase activity. The record is from RefSeq and is a predicted model, not a curated record. Gene Ontology annotation, molecular function: ATP binding; GTPase activator activity; protein kinase activity.